Pyricularia oryzae 70-15 is the source of this 1978-nucleotide messenger RNA. RefSeq names its product histone acetyltransferase type B subunit 2. Bases 185 to 1495 code for a protein of 436 amino acids. Lineage: Eukaryota; Fungi; Ascomycota; Sordariomycetes; Magnaporthales; Pyriculariaceae. The transcript has 5 exons. Gene Ontology annotation, cellular component: cytoplasm; Rpd3L-Expanded complex; nucleus. Gene Ontology annotation, molecular function: histone binding. The record is from RefSeq and is a predicted model, not a curated record. Gene Ontology annotation, biological process: regulation of gene expression.
GCGUGUUUGAUCUAACGAUCCAUCCCCAAAAUCAUCUCCAAGUAGUCUAUCUAGCAUCGCAAUUGUAGUCGGCGAACUUUGGGGGUUUCUGACAAUAUUUUUGCCAAAGAAGAGUUUCAUUGGCCAUUGCAUCAAUAAACCUUGUACACGACUGUAUUUCAGUUACUGAUACACAACCACCAAAAUGGCACCUCCUCCAGCCAUGGACGUCGAUGAAAUGGACGUAGAGGAAGACUUUGACCAGGAGCAGAGGAUAAUCAACGAAGAGUACAAGACAUGGAAGAAGAAUAGCCCUUUUCUCUAUGAUAUGAUCCUCAGCACCGCCCUUGCAUGGCCGACUCUGACCGUGCAGUGGUUACCUGACGUAAAGGAGCCUGAAGGCAAGAACUAUCGCAUUCACCGUGUCCUCCUCGGCACGCACACGUCAGGAGCCACCGAUGAGUACCUGCAGAUCGCCGAGGUCGAGAUUCCUAAGGCCGUCCAGCCAAACCCAGCAGACUACGACGAAGACCGCGGCGAGAUUGGCGGCUACGGUGGUAGCAAGGGAAGCGAGGCGGCCGCUAUCAAGUGGAACAUCACCCAGAAGAUCGACCACCCGGGCGAGGUCAACAAGGCCCGAUACCAGCCUCAAAACCCUGAUAUCAUAGCGACGGCCUGCGUCGAUGGCAAGAUCCUCAUCUUCGACAGGACCAAGCACAGCUUGCAACCCUCCGGCACUCCUAACCCCCAGUAUGAACUUGUUGGCCACAAGGCCGAAGGUUACGGCCUCAAUUGGAGCCCUCACGACGAAGGCUGCCUUGUCACCGGCAGCAGUGACCAGACGGUGCUUCUGUGGGAUCUCAAGGAUGUUCAGCCCAACAACCGUAUCCUGAAGCCCAAGAGGAAGUACACACACCACAGCCAAGUUGUCAACGACGUGCAAUAUCACCCCUUGGUCAAGCACUUCAUUGGUACCGUCUCGGAUGACUUGACUCUGCAGAUUCUUGACACAAGGCAGGAAUCGAACGACAAGGCGGCAUUGGUCGCCAAGAAUGGCCACUCAGACGCCAUCAACGCACUAGACUUUUGCCCCGCGUCCGAAUUCUUGGUCGCAACCGCUUCGGCCGACAAGACAAUCGGCCUAUGGGAUCUGCGAAAUGUCAAGGACAAGAUUCACACCCUAGAGGGUCACCGGGAUGCCGUGACAUCGGUGUUCUGGCACCCGCACGAGGCUGGCAUUCUUGCCAGCGGCAGCUACGACAGGCGCAUUCUGUUCUGGGACUUGAGCCGCGUCGGCGAAGAGCAACAACCAGAUGAUGCCGAGGACGGGCCGCCAGAACUGCUCUUCAUGCACGGAGGUCAUACCAACCAUCUGGCCGACUUCAGCUGGAACCCCAACGAGCCGUGGAUGGUGUGCAGCGCGGCAGAGGACAACCUGCUUCAGGUCUGGAAGGUUGCCGAGUCGAUCGUUAAGCGCGACGACGCCGACCUGCCGGUGGACGAGCUGGGCCCCUAGAGGACGGUCCAGCUCCGAAAUCGGGUUGUCGAUCGAAACGACUGGAGUUCACUUUUGUAAAGUGAAAUAAAUCAGGUACAAUGCUUCUUUCCCCUACCGAUAGCGGCAGCGUUUGUGUUCCUUAUCCGGGAGAGUGGAGCAAAAGAUAUGGAAAAUACUUUGAAGAAGAAUUGGUUGGGUCGGUGAGGAGAUGGACUUAUGGAGGACAUCAGUAGUAAUACCAUUGAAAGUAGCAGUCAAGGUUGUGUUUCGUUCGGGGCUUUUACUCUAUGUCGCACAAACUUGGAAGAUAUCCGGGCCAGCUACGCUAAGUUGCUGUACUCACUUGCGUAUGAUAAAUAGGCCGAGCUAUGGUGUUAGGAGUCUAUCGCAUUUUUUUUGGGAGGCACGAAAGCAGGAGUAUACCUCCAGUACGUACAUUAACAUUCCCUUCACCUAUCCGUCACUUUCCGCUCAUUCUGAUUUACCAAAUGACGGUUCCCA